This is a messenger RNA of Rangifer tarandus platyrhynchus (Svalbard reindeer), 1071 nucleotides long. Lineage: Eukaryota; Metazoa; Chordata; Mammalia; Artiodactyla; Cervidae. The record is from the annotation of a GenBank genome assembly.
AUGGUAGCGCAGACGGCGCUGCCUGGCCCCGCCCCCAAAGAGCAGAGCCCGUCCCGGAGCCCCGCCCCCUCUGGGCUCGGCGGGGCGUUCAGUCUCCGGGCGAUUGAGGGAGCUGCCCAGAGCGGCGGUUGCGGCUCUGCGCUCGGGGUCGCUUCCCCUGCGCUGGUCCGGACCCCUCUCGCCGCCGCCAGGAAGACGGGGAGCCGGCAGCACUGGGCCCAGGUUUGUCCCCCGAUGCCCCGGCCGCGGGCUCAGCAAACCGAGCGCUGCCCAAAGACCUUAAGGCAGCAGGCGGCCUGGGGCCCGGUCCCCGACGCUACUCUCCGGACGUUUGAAGACGCCCCGAUUCCUGACGACGUCUCCCCUCUUCCUUCCUCCCAAAUUGCCCCUCCUCUGACUCCGCGUGGGGUGAGGCCGGGUUUUCCUCCCGAGCCUGGGUCCCAGCGGGAGGGUGACCGCCGGGAGGUGGAAGCGCCUUUCCCCUCUCUAGUGGCGGCUGAUCGUGAACCAACCGCGCCACCUGCCGGCCAUGAUAGGAAAUGCGCGGCACCCCACCCCCACCCCCGCCCCCGGAAGGGCAAGCGGACAAAGACAGCACCGCGUAGCCCGCCGAGAGUAGAUGAAUUGUCCCGAGUGGUUGUUGUGGUGUGUGAUAAUAAAGACGGCAUUAGCAAGCGUUGGGGUGGGGUGGGCAGAGGCAUUCUUGAACCUCCCCGGGCAGGACAGCAAGAAAGGGGAAGUGGCAGGAUGCACAAAAGUGCUGAUGCCAGAAGACCUGACACGCUGCAGGCGGUACGUGACAUCUUGUGGCUUUUGGCUGUUGUUGGGUGUGAGAAUUCUCUGUGUGCUGAAGACAUUCUGUUCUGCAAAGAGAUAGAAACUGUAGAAAAGAUCCAAACAGAAAUUCUGAAGCUGAAGAAUACAAUGAAUGAAAUGAAAAUUAAUAAAACAGAGAACAUCAACGUCAGAAUGGAUCAAGCAGAAGAAAGAAAGUACAAAUUAGAAAACCAUAUACUUAAAAUUAUCCACUCAGAAGAGAAGAAAGAAAAAAGAAUGAAAAAGAAUGAAUAA